Arachis duranensis is the source of this 2531-nucleotide messenger RNA. RefSeq names its product magnesium-chelatase subunit ChlD, chloroplastic. Gene Ontology annotation, molecular function: magnesium chelatase activity; ATP binding; ATP hydrolysis activity. Lineage: Eukaryota; Viridiplantae; Streptophyta; Magnoliopsida; Fabales; Fabaceae. Gene Ontology annotation, biological process: chlorophyll biosynthetic process. The record is from RefSeq and is a predicted model, not a curated record.
AGAGAGAGAGAGGGGUAGCUAUUGGAAGAGAAGAAACGGAUAAGAGAGUUGAUGAUAGUCAGAGUCUCUGAAGAACCGCAAUGGGUUUCGCACUGUCAUUGACUCUAGCAGCUCCAACCUUCUCGAACGUUCCUACUCUUCAAUCUCGCUCUCCUCUCUUUUGCGCUAUGAGAUUCGGUUCAAAUAAUUCGCGCAUUCAGAGGAUCCGUUCUGAAUCCCAAAAUGGAGCUGUUGUCGCUGCAGAGAGUGAAAUUCCAGAGUCUUCUAAUUACGGAAGACACUACUUCCCACUCGCCGCCGUUGUUGGCCAAGAUGCUAUCAAAACUGCUCUAUUGCUUGGCGCCAUUGACCCUGCCAUUGGUGGAAUUGCCAUUUCUGGUAGGCGUGGAACCGCCAAAACUGUCAUGGCACGUGGAUUGCACGCGGUCCUCCCACCUAUUGAAGUUGUCCUUGGUUCCAUUGCAAAUGCUGAUCCAUCUUCCCCUCAAGAGUGGGAAGAUGGUCUUGACCAGCGCGUGGAAUAUGAUUCCGAUGGAAAUGUUAAAACUCGUAUUGUAAAGUCUCCCUUUGUGCAGAUUCCUCUUGGAGUCACAGAGGACAGACUCAUUGGAUCGGUUGAUGUUGAGGAGUCUGUGAAAACAGGCACAACUGUUUUCCAGCCUGGCCUACUUGCGGAAGCUCAUAGAGGUGUUUUAUAUGUUGAUGAGAUCAAUCUUUUGGAUGAGGGUAUUAGUAAUUUGCUCCUUAAUGUACUGACUGAAGGAGUCAAUAUUGUUGAACGCGAGGGAAUCAGCUUCAAGCACCCCUGCAGGCCCCUCUUGAUUGCUACCUACAAUCCAGAAGAGGGUGCUGUUCGUGAACAUCUAUUAGAUCGUGUAGCAAUUAAUUUGAGCGCAGAUCUUCCAAUGAGUUUUGAAGAACGCGUUGCUGCUGUUGGAAUUGCUACAGAAUUUCAGGAAAAGAGUAGCCAAGUGUUUAAAAUGGUCGAAGAGGAAACAGACAGUGCAAAAACUCAGAUCAUCUUGGCUAGAGAGUAUCUAAAGGAUGUUUCCAUUAGCAGAGAACAAUUGAAGUACCUGGUUUUUGAAGCUUUACGAGGUGGUUGUCAGGGGCACAGAGCUGAGCUAUAUGCUGCUCGUGUUGCAAAGUGCUUAGCUGCUCUGGAGGGACGUGAUAAGGUUUAUGUGGAUGACCUGAAAAAAGCUGUAGAACUGGUUAUUCUUCCCCGGUCAAUUGUUAGUGAGAACCCACCAGAGCAGCAAAAUCAGCAGCCUCCCCCUCCACCUCCACCUCCCCAAAACCAAGAAGGCGAUGAACAGAAUGAAGAAGAAGAACAAGAGGAUGAAAAUGAUAAAGAGAAUGAGCAGCAGCAAGAGCAAUUACCUGAAGAGUUUAUCUUUGAUGCUGAAGGUGGCUUGGUAGAUGAGAAACUUCUCUUCUUUGCCCAACAAGCUCAGAGACGCCGUGGGAGGGCUGGAAGGGCAAAGAAUGUCAUAUUUUCAGAGGAUAGAGGCCGGUACAUCAAGCCAAUGCUUCCAAAGGGCCCUGUAAAGAGAUUAGCAGUUGAUGCAACCCUUAGAGCUGCUGCACCUUACCAAAAGUUGCGGAGGGCAAAAGACUCUGAAAGUCGUAGAAAAGUAUUUGUUGAGAAAACUGACAUGAGGGCGAAGAGAAUGGCACGAAAAGCUGGAGCUUUGGUGAUAUUUGUAGUUGACGCAAGUGGAAGCAUGGCAUUGAACAGGAUGCAGAAUGCGAAAGGUGCAGCACUUAAACUUCUAGCUGAAAGUUAUACAAGCAGGGAUCAGGUAUCUAUAAUUCCCUUCCGUGGAGAUGCAGCUGAAGUUCUCUUGCCACCUUCGAGAUCAAUUGCAAUGGCAAGGAAAAGGCUUGAAAGGCUUCCAUGUGGUGGAGGUUCACCUCUUGCCCAUGGUCUUACCACGGCUGUUAGGGUUGGAUUGAAUGCUGAAAAAAGUGGUGAUGUUGGGCGUGUGAUGAUUGUUGCAAUCACUGAUGGCAGAGCAAACAUAUCCCUAAAAAGAUCAACUGACCCGGAAGCUGCUGCUGCCUCUGAUUCCCCCAAACCUUCAGCUCAAGAUUUGAAGGUACGGAAUGAGGAUAUGACCAACAAUUUCAACUUCCUAUUUUACCUUUCUUGCUUGUCCCUAAAAGAAUUCUGUUGGUUCCACCUUGUUUUCUCAACGGGUUUCGCCAAGGAAAUUGCUAGAGUUGCCCAAGGGAAGUAUUAUUAUUUGCCAAAUGCUUCAGACGCUGUUAUCUCAUCGGCAACAAAGGAUGCUUUAUCAGCGUUGAAGAAUUCAUGAAGCUCUGAGAACUAAGUAGCCAUUAGCCAAGCACGACCCAUUUUUCUUUUAUCUGUUUUGCUCCACCUUAAUGUAAAUUGUGUAUCAUGCGAUGAUCUAUCAUCUUUUUAAGUCCAAGGAAGUAUCUUAAUAACGGUUUCCGCUCUAUCUGUUUAUAAGUAUAAUUAUUGGUAUCUUCCAAAUGAGAAAUGUACAAAUGCAGAUUUGAGA